This is a messenger RNA of Sesamum indicum (sesame), 2815 nucleotides long. RefSeq lists its product as uncharacterized. Gene Ontology annotation, molecular function: metal ion transmembrane transporter activity. Gene Ontology annotation, cellular component: membrane. NCBI's taxonomy places the organism in Eukaryota, Viridiplantae, Streptophyta, Magnoliopsida, Lamiales, Pedaliaceae. The record is from RefSeq and is a predicted model, not a curated record. Gene Ontology annotation, biological process: transmembrane transport; metal ion transport.
CCUGCCUUUUUAUCUUUCUACGAUUGAACUAUUUUAAAUGCGUCAAAAAUAGGCAAGCCGGUGCGAGUUCGUUGGAGUAAUUGUUCUUCCUUGGAUAAAUUUCAAGUGGUGAAGGCUUUUAGCUUCAUUCCUUUCGUGUUAUUGAAGUCAAUUUUAGGUGUAGUGACAAGUCAUAUUGGCAUUGAUUAUAUAUGGACGUGGGGAAGUAUAGUAUUGAUUUCUGAGUUGUCAGAUAGGCCUUUACCGGGGAGAAGAAGAGAUGAAUAGUUUAGAUCGUGUUGUCUAAAGUUGGUUCUUGAGUGUCUUAAAUUUCUUAGAUGCUUUCCCUGAUAGUUUUCCUCAUAGGAAUUGGGACAGUACGUAGGAGCAAAUCUUUUGGUUAUCCAAUCUGCCAAGAGUCUCCACAGUGACUUUUGAUGUGUCCAAUUUGAAGCAUUGAAGUACAACAUGAGUGGAACGAAUGAGGAAUGUCCAUCCCGGAACAACAGAACAAAGAAGCCCGAGAGCCAUAGAGGUCACUGCAAUAAAGAUGUCAUGCCAGGGAGUCAGCUAUGGACAGAUGGACUCAUUUGUGCUUUUGAAUUCAUCCGAGGGCAUAAAAAAUCAGUUGCGCCAAAAUCUUCCUCAAAUACUCGGUCGUUUCAUCAAGUUGAUGAUGUUAAUGUAAAGAACGAAUUGCACUCUGAUGGAGGAACUGACCCGAUUUCUCAAAGACUAAAUGGGAACACUCUUCUAGAAUCUGCACCCCUUAUCGAAUUGGGGAGUCACCAAGCUGGCUGUUUAUACAUGGAUAGCCAAAACUCUUUAGACAAUUUUCAUCCAGUAGAAAGAUGUGAAGGAAGUCGUUGGAUUCCAAUCGGUUGGGCUAGAAUUUCAGAACUUGUGCAGACAGUGCAAGUUGAUGCAGGAUGGUCAACCCAACACUUCGAAUUUAUUGAUGAUGAGGAUGACCUCACUGUUGCUGACUUAGCUGCCCCAUACUGGGAACGGCCAGCUGGGCCUACAUGGUGGUGCCAUCUUUCUGCAGAUCAUCCUACCGUCGAGACAUGGCUCAAUGCUACCCAGUGGCUGCAUCCUGCCAUUAGAACUGCUUUGAGAGAUGAAAGCAAAUUGAUAAGUGAUCGGAUGAAGCACCUCUUAUAUGAGGUCCCAGUUCGUGUUGCUGGAGGUUUAUUGUUUGAGCUUCUGGGGCAGUCUGUUGGCGAUCCUUAUGUUGAAGAAGAUGACAUCCCUGUUGUUCUUCGUUCAUGGCAAGCGCAGAACUAUCUUUUAACUGUUCUACAUGUUAAAGGAUCUGCGUCAAGAAUCAAUGUUUUAGGCAUUACAGAAGUACAGGAACUUCUUCUUGGUGGUGGUUACAAUACCCCAAGAACAAUACAUGAAAUUAUAGCACAUCUAGCUAGCCGAAUGGCACGGUGGGAUGACAGGUUAUUUCGUAAAUCCAUUUUUGGGGCAGCGGAUGAAGUGGAACUGAAGUUUGUGAACAGGAGAAACCAUGAAGAUUUGAAUCUUCUUGGCGUAAUACUCAACCAAGAAAUAAGAAGAUUAUCAAGACAGGUUAUUAGAGUGAAAUGGUCUCUUCAUGCAAGGGAAGAGAUAGUUUUUGAACUUCUCCAGCAUCUGAGGGGGAAUGUAACAAAAAACCUACUGGAAGGAAUAAGAAAGAGUACCAGGGAAAUGAUCGAAGAGCAGGAAGCAGUUCGUGGUCGCAUAUUCACCAUCCAGGAUGUCAUGCAGAGCACAAUUCGUGCAUGGUUGCAGGAUAGAAGCCUUACAGUCACCCAUAAUUUAGCUGUCUUUGGAGGAUGCGGCCUCGUGCUUUCCAUCAUCACUGGGUUGUUUGGAAUCAAUGUGGAUGGGAUCCCUGGGGCAGAAAACACACCAUAUGCAUUCGGCCUAUUUGCUGGACUUCUCUUCUUCUUAGGUAUAGUGCUAAUUGCAGUUGGGUUGAUAUAUCUUGGGCUGAAAAAGCCCGUCAAUGAAGAGCAGGUUGAAGUGAGGAAGUUGGAACUGGAUGAGUUGGUCAAGAUGUUCCAGCACGAAGCAGAAACUCAUGCCCAGGUUCAUAAGCCUGUCUCUCGGCAUAAUUUGCCCCCAACAGCUGGUGAUAGGUUCUCGGAAGAUGCCGACUAUGUCCUUAUCCAUUAAGAUGUGAAGUGACCAUGCAACAGCUCUUCCUCUCAUGGAAGCUUCACCUUUUGAUUUCGGUCCAUAUGCAAUUCUUGAGGUGAGCGAGGCAAUGUAAAAAGGAAAUCUAUUUUUAUGCAUAAGGUCCUGGCAUUAAUGCAGGGCGUAAUGUAUAGAGUAAUAUCCCUGGACAAGAUCUUCUGAGAAUAAGAACUUCCUGUUGAAGUAGAGAUGAGUUUCUUCUAGUUGUUAGCAUUGAGCCCCACACAGAGAGUUGGUUGCCACAAGCAUCACGGCCCUCUCUAUUCAGCCAUAUAAUUUGGCUUUGCUAGUGAAACCUAGCCGUCCAUCAGCACUUAUACUUAUGCUAUUAAUUAAUGCAAGUCAAGGGGCUGCAAUUUUUGGAGCAUUGGUUGGAGGAGAUAAGAAGCUCGUGUGAGAAAGUGGUUUUUGCUCGACGGAAAAGAGCCAGGUAAGGACAUCAGGCAAUUCAACACAGGACCUCACCAAGAAUUCAGAAUCUCAAUAGUCUGACUCCAUACUCAAUAAUGUCUUCCCAAGUGUCUCGUCAAGAGAAGCGUAAAUCCCAAAAUCAAGAACAGAAUAAACUACAUUUCCAAAUUGUUGGAACUAAUGAAUGUCAAAUCUGUUACAGCAUAGAUCAGCCUCAACAACCAAAGCUUAUUGA